This is a messenger RNA of Ichthyophthirius multifiliis, 539 nucleotides long. RefSeq names its product coiled-coil domain protein. NCBI's taxonomy places the organism in Eukaryota, Ciliophora, Oligohymenophorea, Hymenostomatida. The transcript has a single exon. The record is from RefSeq and is a predicted model, not a curated record.
AUGGUUUUUUGGUUUGAAAGUUCUGAUGGUCAUAUAAUAUAUAUGGGCAAAGAUAAAUACGAAAAUGAAGAUUUAAUAAAAUAUGGUUGGGAUGAAGACAUAUGGUUCCACGUAGAUGACUUAAGUUCUGCUCAUGUAUAUUUGCGUUUAAAAAAGAAGAAGAUUGGUAAAAUAUAGACUAAAAAUUAUUAAUGGAAUGUUGCUAAUUAGUAAAAGAAAACAGUAUAUAAGGAAAAAAAAAGAAAAAGUAGAUAUUGUAUAUACUCCUUGGAAUAAUCUAAAUAAAACGAAUGGUAUGGAAGUUGGUGCAAUUGGAUUUCAUUAGGAAAAUUUGAGGAAAAUAAUCAAAAAUGUAACAAGAGAUAAGGAUGUUGUAAAGGCAUUGAUAAAAACAUAAACUGAGGAUUUUCCGGAUUUAAUAGAUUUAAAAGAAAAACAUUUUUUGGAGGAAAAAAGAGAAAGGUUUAAAUAAUUCAAGGAAUAAUAAAAAAUAGAAAAAGAAGAAUAAACCAAAAGGGCAAUCGAAAAAGAAUAAAGAA